CGCCGUUUCUGCCGACUGGUGCCGGCUUGAAUCCUCACCGGGUCGCAUUCCGAGCUCGCUCUCGAUCUUCAAGCGUCAAUCGCUCCCUCGCCUUUUGGCUGAUCCCUGCACUCUACUCUCUCUCCCGAGUCAGCAACCCUCGUCUGAUAUGACCCCCGGUCGGCAUCCCUCCGUCGCCGAAAAGCCCAAAGCCGAGGUUGUGGCUGAUGACACCAUCGCCACCCCCGAUCCUGCCCAGCGUCCGCUGCGAUCGAGAACGGCUUGGUCCAUCUGGACCAUCUCCUGGCUCAAUCCGCUCUACAAGCUGGGCUCCAAGCGGCCGCUGCAGCCCGAAGACCUCUUCCAGCUGGACCAUGAGCAGAAAUCCAGCGUGCUUGUGCUUCAGUUUGAGGAGCAUUGGAAUCGGGCCCUGCAGAGCGGCAAGGCCCCGAGCGUUCUCGGGAUCGUUAUCAGGCUUCUCGGAUGGAAGUACUUUUCCGUCGGACUCUUGAAGUUUGUGGCAGAUUCGUCGAUAGCAUUCUGCCCGUUCUUGAUGCAGGGGCUUAUCCAGAGCGUCGUGCAAAGCCAAGCCAACAACGGCCAGAACCCUCCUCCUCUCGCCAACACCUACCUGAUUUCGCUUGGCUUUCUCCUGCUCACGAGCCUGUCCUCGAUCUGCAACAUGUUCCUGGGCCAAGUCUCGAUCGAGUAUGCCACUGCCAUCAAGGGCGUGCUGACCACUGUCAUCUAUCGCAAAACCUUGAAACUGUCGGGCAAAUCCCGCCAGGAGUUUCAUGGAGGAGUCGUUGUCAACAUGGUCUCAACGGACUGCACUCGAAUCGAGAACUCGAUCCAGCAGUUUCAUCUCAUCUGGACGUUUCCGCUGUGGCUCUCGGUCACAACCGUUGUGCUGUAUCUUACCAUCGGCGUCGCUGGCCUGGCCGGCAUAGCGAUACUACUUGUGUUUGUGCCCAUCCAAGCCAUCAUGAUCAAGGCCCUCGUCAAGCUCAGAACCUCAACCGCCAAGAUCACAGACCAGCGCGUCAAGUUCACCCAGGAGAUUGUCAGCGGAAUCCGGGUGGUCAAGUUCUUUGGGUGGGAGCGGAGCUUUAUUGGGAAGAUCCUGGACAUCCGAGACUGGGAGCUGAAGCUGGUCGUUCGCGCCAGCUUGAUCCGGGCCGUGUUCUCGGGUCUUGGUUUUGCCCUUCCAGCCAUCGCGAGCGCUGUAACGCUCUUGGUCUAUGGAUCCAUCUCCCCGGUUUUCAACGCAACCUCGGUGUUCUCGGCCCUUGCCCUUUUCAACCAACUCCGACAGCCCAUCAUGUGGAUUCCGGUCAUGCUCGGCACGCUCAUGGACGGCAUGGUCGGUUUCAGACGCAUUCAGAGAUUCAUGGAUGCUGCCGAGAUCGAGUCUCAAAUCCAGUACAAUCCCGAUGGCAAGCUUGCAGUCGAGAUCAACGGCGCCCACUUUGAGUGGGAGGUGCCGUUGGAGACACCUGUUUCGCCAGAGAAGCUCGCAAAGCCCAAAGAAGAGAAAGAGUCAUUCAAGCACACAGAUGCCAUUGGCUUCGACACACAUGGGAGUGAAGUCGAUCUUCUUGUGCCUGGCAGCAUCUUCUCUCUAAAGAGCCUCGAUUUGGCCGUCCCUCGGGGCUCGCUAGUGGCGAUUGUUGGGCCUGUUGGAUCCGGCAAGUCCUCGCUGCUCAGUGCGAUCAUUGGCGAGCUCAAAUGCACGAGCGGACACAUCACCUUGGGCGGAUCUAUUGGAUACUGUCCCCAGCAAGCGUGGAUCGUAAACUCGUCAGUCGAAGAGAACAUCACGUUUGGCUCCGCCUAUGACCGAGUCCGGUACGAGCGAGUCAUAUCGGACUGCGCUCUCGCCAGAGAUCUGGAGAUCUUGCCCGAUGGCGAUCAGACAGAGAUCGGAGAGCGUGGCGUCAACCUCAGCGGCGGACAGAAACAACGAAUUUCGAUCGCAAGGACAGUCUACGCCGACUCGGAUAUCGUUCUGCUGGAUGAUCCUCUCAGCGCCGUUGAUGCACACGUCGGUCGUUACAUCUUUGAGCGGUGCAUUCGAGCGGCGUUGAACCAAAAGACUCGGCUCUUUGUCACCCAUCAGCUCCAUCUCGUUCCACAGUGCGACCAUGUCAUCUUGAUGGCCCAUGGCCAGAUUCAGGAGCAAGGCAGCUUUGCUGACCUGAUGGCGCUUGAUGGAGAAUUCGCCCGGCUGAUGACCUCCUACGGAGGCAUCGAUUCGGUCGGCGGCGAUGAAAGCUCGGAUGACGACAGCUUGGAAAUCGACGACUCCUUGGACCGCCACCAGGCCGAGACCAUGCCAUCAAUUGAGACCCUGGCCGAGUCGGAGGUCCCUUCGAAGCAUGCUACCCUCAGCAACGAAAAGGAAGCCAAUGCCCGAACCGAGAAGGUCGUCCGCCACGAGAUGAAGCGUACACGGGAUCAAAUGCAGCAGGAAGAGCGCCUGACCGGUGCCGUCCAGACCAAGGUUUUCCUCUCGUAUCUCAAGGCAUGCGGAUCAGUGUCGUUCAUCGCGGUGUUGGCAUUCAGUUUGAUAUUUACGCAAGUCACCCGGCUCUCGAAUGAUCUGUGGCUGGUGUCCUGGUCGCAGCUGCUGUACCCCGACCUCCCACGGGCCGAUUACAUGGGCAUUUUCGCGGGGCUGGGGCUUCUGCAGAGCUGUGCGCUGUUGCUUUACUCGUGCCUGGUCGCCAUUGGCAGCAUCCAGUCUGCCAAGAAUCUGCACGGACUUGCUCUCAACGGAGUCUUUGGAUCGGCCAUUCGGUUUUUCGACACCACACCCAUCGGCCGCAUCAUCAACAGAUUCGCAAGGGACCAGGACUCGAUUGACACCGCCAUUGGCGAUGCCGCCCGCCUGCUGUUCUAUAGUAUCCUCACGCUGAUCUCGUCGUUCCUUGUGAUCAUCUACUUCACCAAGGCGUGGUUCCUAGUUGUGCUGGUGCCCAUGAUGGUGCUCUACUUUUUCAUCCAGCGUCUCUAUCGAACGAGUACCCGUGAGCUGAAGCGCAUUGAGUCGCUGACCCGCAGUCCGCUCUAUGCGCACAUUUCCGAGUCCAUGUCUGGGCUCUCGACCAUCCGUGCUUACAAGGACGAGUCCAGAUUCAUCGAAAAGACCGAGGCUCUGAUUGACCUGAACCUGUCGCCAGCCCUGCUGAUGUACUCGGGCCAGAAGUGGAUCCAGAUCCGGCUCGAGAUGAUCGGAAAUCUGAUGGUCUACAGCAUGACGCUCUUUGCAGCCAUCUUCCGGGCAACCGUCUCGGCCUCGCAGAUUGGCUUGUCCAUUUCAUAUCUGCUGCAGCUGACUUCGCUGCUGAACAUGUGUAUCUUCCAAGCAGCCGAACUGGAUAUUCAGCUCAACUCGGUCGAGCGCAUCGUCCACUAUUCCAGUCUUGAGCCCGAGGAGCGGCUUGUGGCGACCAAUCUUCAUGUCCGCGAGCCACGUAUCCGCACCGUUGAGAGCGAGGCCGAGCCGCACACCCCCGACAUUUCUCCGGAGAUGGAUGCUGAGAUCCAAGACUCGGCGCUCACAAUCCCGGCUGCCACCGCCACUGCGGGUCCUGUCAAAAAGCCACGCAUUCGACCCCUGCGGUCGUGGCCUGCACAGGGCCUCAUUGAGUUCCGUGAUGUGCAGAUGCGCUACGCUGCCGACUUGCCUCUGGUCUUGAAGGGCGUCAUGCUCCGGGUCGAGCCCAAGCAAAAGAUUGGCGUCGUUGGCCGCACCGGGUCGGGCAAGUCGUCCCUGGUCUUCAGCCUCUUCCGGAUGACUGAGCUGAGCGGCGGUGCGAUCGUUAUCGACGGUAUCGACACAGCACAGCUCACCCUGCAUGAUCUUCGGUCGCGCAUCGGUAUCAUCCCGCAGGACCCUGUUCUCUUUUCCGGCACCAUCCGCAGCAACCUGGAUCCCUUCCAGGAGCACUCGGACGCCAGGAUCUGGGAUGCUCUUGAGCGCAGCGGCAUGAAGAGCGCCAUCAUGGCGACGGACGACCGUCUCGACUCCAAGGUCACCGACAAUGGCGAGAACUGGAGCGUCGGACAGCGGCAGCUGAUCUGUCUGGCAAGAGCCAUCCUCAAGCGCCCCAAGAUUGUUGUCCUCGACGAAUGUACCGCCAACGUCGACUACGAGUCCGAUCAGCUGAUUCAAAAGUCAAUCCGGGAGGACUUUGAGAACUCGACCGUGCUGACGAUCGCCCACCGCCUCAACACCAUCAUCGACUACGACAAGAUCCUGGUGAUGGACCAGGGCGUCGUGGCCGAGUUCGACACACCCGCGGCGCUUCUGCUCGACAGAGGCAUCGAACAGUCGAUCUUUGCGCGCAUGGUCGAGGACAGCGGGCCGAGCAAUGCCGCCUUGCUCAAGGGCCUGGUGAGGCGGGGCAGGGAGGGCUGCCCCCAGCAGAUCUCCCCGGCGUGACCAUGGGGGUAUCGAAUUUGUACAACUGCCGUGGCCAAAUGAAGCAAUCCUGCGCCCCAUCA
Molecule: messenger RNA, 4488 nt
Organism: Polychytrium aggregatum
Lineage: Eukaryota; Fungi; Chytridiomycota; Chytridiomycetes; Polychytriales
Product: P-loop containing nucleoside triphosphate hydrolase protein
Exons: 13
Coding region: 149-4426 (1425 amino acids)
Biological process (GO): transmembrane transport
Cellular component (GO): membrane
Molecular function (GO): ATP hydrolysis activity; ATP binding; ABC-type transporter activity
Source: RefSeq, a predicted model, not a curated record